AUGCACCGAUCGCACUCCUUCACAGGCGCGGCGAACCCGCAUAUGCAUCUCCUGCACAGAAUAGAACACCCGCUACUGUCACCCUCGGCCUCGGCCAAUCCCCCGCUAGCCUUCGUCCUCUGCACUGUUUCGCUCUUCCCAAUCGCGUCGCUAAAGGGCCGCCAGUCGCUAUUCGCAUGGCUGCUGAUCGCGUCGUCCCUCACGUGCCUCUUUUUCUUCUCCGGCUUUAAUCGCCUCCACCUGCGCGUCCGCUCCGCCACCUCCACCGCCUCCUCCCGCGCCACCCCCGCGCCGCUGCCUCCGCUCACCCGCGAGGAGUAUUGCGCGUCCCCGCUCGCUGCGCGGGGCGCCUCGCGCGGAGAAGCUCCGGAGUCGGUGCUUCGUGGGUGGUCGGAGGGGAGCAGCGCCGACGGACCUGCGCGGCUCCGGGGAAACUCCCCGAGCGGUGCGCCAUCAAGCAGAGCGAUGGACGCCGUUGGGGGGAUGGAAGAACGGCAACAAGGGAAGGCGUCGAUCUGCUCAAAGUGCAGAACGCUCCAGUCCGUCCUCGAGGCGGCCGUGCAGUCCGCUAUUAGCGCUGCUACCGCCGCCAACGGCGUUUCUGCAGGCGGCGGGGACGGCAUGACCAUCGCCGACGACACGGCGGCGGCGGGCGAGGAGUUCGCGGAGGACGCGGAGUCGGCGUCGCCGGCGCAGCUGCUGGCGCGCGCCGCGCGGCGGUCCGUGAUCGUGGUGUCGUUCAACGAGGCGUGGGCGCCCAUGAUGCGCUUCUUCCUCGCGCGCCUGCGCGCCGUCGAGCGCGCGGAGCGGAGCGCGCGCGACCAGAGGAGGGCGGAGGGGGAGGGAAGGGGAGGAGAGGAGGGGAGGGGCGGAGAUGAUAUCCGGAGGCGCGCAGGGGUUGAAGGGAUGGAGAGGGAAAGCGAGCGAAGGACAGCGGAGAGGUAUCAGACGGGGGGAGACGGAGACGGGGAGGGGGAGGCGGGGGCGGAAGAGGGCGCGUAUAGCUCUGCGCUGGGUGAGCUGGUGGCGCGGCUGGUGGUGGUAGCGUACGACAACGCGAGCUUCGAGGCGUGCUGCGCCAUGGCGCUCAACUGCUACAUGGACUGGCAGGAGGACGCUCCUCACCGCGAGGACCUGGGCGGCGGUGUGGCGCAAGGUGCAGGUCGUGGCGAGCAUGCUGGGCUGGGCUACGACGUGCCCUUCACCUUCUCCGACAUCCUCUGGCUGCGCAACCCACUCCCCCUGCUGUGCCUGCCCUUUACCCAUGCUUCACAUCCCUCGCACACCCCUUAUUCCUCUCCUGCUGCCUUAUCUGGCAGCAUGCUGACCCUCGGGUACGACGUGCUCUUCACCGACUCCGACAUCCUCUGGCUGCGCAACCCGCUGCCGCUGCUCUGGCGCCGCCCGCACGACCUGCAGAUGUCCGCCGACUGGUGGUCGCCCAACCCGCGCUCCGUGGUGGCCAAUGGGGGGUUCUACGCGGCCCGGGCCAACAGCCGCACGCUCCGGUUCUUCAGUGACUGGCUCGCGUGGCACAGAAGGUGUCCUCAGUUCCGCAUACAGCAGGUGUUCAACUGGAUCCGUCCUGAGGCCAACCCCUUCACGCGCGUGGCCUCGCCCCUGCUGCUGCACUACCUGCCCACCAACCAGUUCGGGGGCUUCUGUGAGAUGGGCCACGCGCUCUCUACGCUGCUCACCGUGCACGCCAACUGCUGCCCGGGGCUGGGGAAUAAGUUGCCUGUGCUGAACCACCUCGCGGCUGACUGGGACUUUUUUUCGGCGCUGCCCGUGGCUGCCCGGGAGCGGAUGGAGGAGCGGGGGUUUGAGUGGAAGGGGCGAAACUGCUCAACCAACUGGAACAAGCUGCCCCGCGACACCCCCGUGGAAUCUGCAUAG
Closterium sp. Naga37s-1 is the source of this 1896-nucleotide messenger RNA. The record is from the annotation of a GenBank genome assembly. NCBI's taxonomy places the organism in Eukaryota, Viridiplantae, Streptophyta, Zygnematophyceae, Desmidiales, Closteriaceae.